This is a messenger RNA of Cynara cardunculus var. scolymus (artichoke), 435 nucleotides long. RefSeq lists its product as uncharacterized. NCBI's taxonomy places the organism in Eukaryota, Viridiplantae, Streptophyta, Magnoliopsida, Asterales, Asteraceae. The record is from RefSeq and is a predicted model, not a curated record. The coding region runs from base 1 to 435 and encodes 144 amino acids. The transcript has a single exon.
AUGGAAAAUUGCAAACCUGUCGCAACCCCCGCCGAUACAGGCUCCAAACUCAGCGCUUCAGCUGGGAAUCCUGUCGUCGAUCCUACGGCAUAUCGAAAAUUGGUCGGCGCUCUACAAUACUUAACAUUUACGCGACCUGACAUCACAUAUGCCGUUCAGCAAAUUUGCCUUUUUAUGCAUGCUCCACGGGAACCUCAUAUGAAUGCCCUGAAACGCAUCAUUCGCUAUCUCCAAGGCACUGUCCAACUUGGGUUACAACUAUACUCUUCCAGGCCAUCUCAGCUCCUUGCUUACACAGAUGCUGAUUGGGGCGGGUGCCCCGACACUCGCCGUUCUACAUCCGGAUAUUGUGUCUUUUUAGGCGAUAAUUUAAUCUUUUGGUCUGCGAAACGACAACCCACACUGUCUCAUUCUAGUGCGGAAGCAGAAUACUGA